This is a messenger RNA of Setaria italica (foxtail millet), 3759 nucleotides long. Its product is annotated as putative pentatricopeptide repeat-containing protein At2g02150. NCBI's taxonomy places the organism in Eukaryota, Viridiplantae, Streptophyta, Magnoliopsida, Poales, Poaceae. Gene Ontology annotation, molecular function: protein binding. The transcript is spliced from 4 exons. The coding region runs from base 49 to 2154 and encodes 701 amino acids. The record is from RefSeq and is a predicted model, not a curated record.
GGCCUGAUUCCCUCCCCCUCGCCGCCGCCGGAGGGAGGCGGUCAAACGAUGCUAUCCCUCCCCCCGCGCCGCCACCUCCUCCGCCGCCUCUGGCCUCGCCGGAACCCUACCCUCCUUCGCCUCUCCCUCGGCGCCCACGCCGCCGCCCUCUCCACCGCCCAUACCGCCGCCUCCGCCGGCGCCCGCGCCGCCGGCACUCCCAUUUCCCACCUCCUGCGGACCCUCCGCUCCCUACACGCUGUCGACCCCGACCACCUCCUCUCCCACCCCCUCCCCUCCUCCGCCCACGUCUGCCUCGCCGCUCACCUCGCCGCCCGCGCCCGCCUCUUCGCGCACUCCCGCCGCCUCCUCGCCCGCCUGCUCGGCGUCGGCCACCGGCCCCACCUCGCCGCCUCGCUCGUCGACCUUCUCCACCGCGCGGCACUCGCGCUGGGGCCUCGCCGCAGCGCGCUCCCCUCCGUCGUCGACACCCUCCUCUCCCUGCUAGCCGACCGCGGCCUCCUCGACGACGCCGUCCGCGCGUUUGCCCGCGUGCGGGAGCUGCGCGUGCCACCGAACACCCGCACCUGCAACCACAUUCUCCUAAGCCUUGCCCGCGACCGCCGCGGCGGGCUCGUCAAGCGGCUCUUCGACCAGCUGCCUGCGCCCAACGUGUUCACGUUCAACAUCGUGAUUGAUUUCCUGUGCAAGGAGGGGGAGCUUGCAGAGGCAAGGGCACUGUUUCUUAGGAUGAAGGUGAUGGGCUGCUCGCCUGACGUCGUCACUUACAAUUCUUUGAUUGAUGGGUAUGGCAAGUGCGGGGAGCUGGAGGAGGUGGAGCAGCUGGUGGGGGAGAUGAGGAAGUCUGGGUGUGCAGCUGAUGUUGUGACGUACAAUGCAUUAGUCGAUUGCUUCUGCAAGUUUGGGAGGAUGGAGAAGGCGUACAGCUACUUUGGAGAGAUGAAGAAGCAGGGAGUGAUGGCAAAUGUAGUUACAUUUAGCACUUUUGUCGAUGCAUUUUGCAAAGAGGGUUUGGUCCGGGAGGCAAUGAAACUGUUUGCACAGAUGAGGGUGAGGGGGAUGAUGCCCAAUGAGUUCACUUAUACUUCGUUAGUCGAUGGAACUUGCAAGGCAGGGAGGCUUGAUGAUGCCAUUGUAUUGCUUGACGAAAUGGUGCAUCAGGGGGUAGCACCAAAUGUGGUCACAUACGCUGUGCUGGUCGAUGGCCUUUGCAAAGAGGGUAAGGUUGCUGAAGCGGAUGGUGUUUUGAGGCUGAUGGAGAGAGCUGGUGUUAAAGCCAAUGAAUUGCUGUACACUACACUGAUCCAUGGGCACUUCAUGAAUAAGAAUGGCGAGAGAGCUUUGGAUUUGUUGAGUGAGAUGAAGAACAAAGGAAUGGAACUUGAUGUUUCACUCUAUGGUACCCUCAUUUGGGGUCUCUGUAAUGUUCAAAAGGUGGAUGAAGCUAAGAAUCUGUUACAUAAAAUGGCUGGCUGCGGUUUGAAACCUAAUAAUGUCAUCUAUACGACAAUAAUGGAUGCUUGCUUUAAAGCAGGAAAAGAGUCAGAGGCCAUUGCCCUGCUCCACGAGAUGCUGAAUUCUGGGUUCCAGCCUAAUGUUGUAACUUACUGUGCAUUAAUCGAUGGAUUGUGCAAAGCAGGAUCAAUUGCUGAGGCAGUCUUCCAUUUUAACAAAAUGAGAGACUUAGGUCUAGAUCCAAAUGUACAGGCUUACACCGCCCUAAUUGAUGGUUUUUGCAAGAAUGGCUCCUUGGAUAAGGCUGUGCAGUUGUUGAAUGAAAUGGUUGACAAGAGUAUGUCUCUUGACAAAGUUGUAUACACUUCUCUUAUUGAUGGGUACCUGAAGCAGGGAAAUCUCCAGGAUGCCUUUGCGCUCAAGGCCAAGAUGAUCGAAAGUGGUUUGCAACUUGACCUUUAUACCUACACUUGCUUUAUUUGGGGCUUCUGUAAUAUGAAUAUGAUGCAAGAGGCUAGAGAAGUUCUUUCAGAAAUGAUUCAAAACGGUAUUACUCCCGAUAAGACAGUUUAUAACUGUCUGAUAAGCAAAUACCAGAAAUUGGGGAACAUGGAGGAAGCAUCAAGUCUUCAGAAUGAAAUGAAUAGUAUUUUAAUAUCUUGUACAAAAGAUGAUACUGCUUCUGGUGGUGAAACCUGAGCUUGUGCUUGUACAAGGUAUAAAGGGCUAUUCUUUUCUUUUGAGUGUCAACAUUCCUGCAAUUGGACAACAUAGACAUCAUCACUAAACCGAAACUUCCCUCGCAGCAUGAAAGCAUAUGUCACUGCGUGAUUCAGUAUGCUUCUGAUAUUUUUAUCUCAGUCAAGUUACUUAACAAUCUUCAUUGGAUCCAAAGUUGAAAAGGCAGGACAAAUACUCCUGUUAUCUUGGAUACAGAACCUAGCAAACAAACGAGGGGAUUUCGCUGGAGUGAAAGGAGGAACUCAAGUUUUGAAAUGCUUCCAUGGUUGAUAUCAUGUACCAUACUUCCACUGAUACUGAUGUCGAUAUCAGAUGAUUGAGUAUGUGAAGCAUCUAUGGGAGUCCACUGAAGUAAUUUUAAUCUAGUGGCACAUGUCAUAGGUAAAGAAUAUGGAUUCAGUUUUCCUAUGGCCCCAUGAGGACCUCAGUGUAAUUUGGUGCAAUCAAAAGAUGUCAGUUGAUUAAUGGACUGUAUGCAUAAGAAUCCUUUCCUCAUGUUAAUAAGGAAGUCCCACACAAACCUAAUGAAGAAGUAGACUUUGCACCUCCUUGUCUCCUGUCACAUGUUCAUCCUUCCAUUGAGAUCCAACAUUCCUAAUUGAACUGAUGGAUGCAGCAUCAGAAACGGCAGAGAGCUAGAAGAUAACACCAUAUUCUUCUGCCAUCUGCUAUUGGGCAACCUGAAAAUAUUUUCAAGAGUGUGCAUAUGAUGUUCAAAGGAAAUCAGUACUUCUAGCACCUUUUUGUGAGAUGACAAGCUUUUCCUGAUAGUAUGUACUUUACACUAGAAAUAUGUUUGACUCAGUCAGAUCCACGCAAGCAAAUACUGAUUAUGAAUUAAGGCAGGAUGCUUUGGAAGUUUGCCGUUCCCAAUAAGAUGCUACAAAGUGUUAUAAUUUUACAUGGAUCAAAAUGGUGAAGGUGUAUCUCACUUGUGGAAGGAUGGACAGCUCAGAUUUAUGUUGGCAACAGGAUAAGCCUAUCAGGAAGAAUAUCAUAGAGGCCACAAAUUCGACCAGCAUAAUUUUUCAUCUUGAUGUUUGUUACAUAUGGCCUGUAAAUUUGAUCAGGAUCAUUCCUUCACGCCAACCAUCAGCAAUCUCGUGCUUGCUCAGGACACAGGAGCACUGUGCUUUAAGGAAGGAAACAUAUUACGUGAUGCUUGAUAGUGAUGACAAACUGGAGAUGAGAUUGAAAUAUAUGUUCAGAAGAAGAAUUGUGUCUUUUGGUGAUUAAAAAGAAGAGCAAGGGUAUCGUGGGGACUGGCAUACUUAUUCCUGCAGGCUGGAGAGCAUGGUGAAGCCAGUUUUUGUAGGCUGCCAUCUCAGUCAGAUAGUUGUUGUUCUGAAUAACUUGUCACAAACAUUACACAGAUCGUGUGAAAACAGAGACACAUGGAAUCUGAACACAGAUAGGUCUAGAUAUCUUCAAAUAUCAGUUUUGCACAUAGAUUAAAGACCUGCAUAGAGAUUCCGAACUAUUUUUUCAUUAUGUGAUUUAUUCAUUUUCCACUGACCUGCGAUGUCGCAAAUUGAACUAUUGAUUGAUUUGUUCCUUUUUGCA